Molecule: messenger RNA, 1838 nt
Organism: Sorghum bicolor (sorghum)
Lineage: Eukaryota; Viridiplantae; Streptophyta; Magnoliopsida; Poales; Poaceae
Exons: 2
Coding region: 1-1488 (495 amino acids)
Source: RefSeq, a predicted model, not a curated record
AUGUCGUCGUUGUUGGCGCCAGAUGUAGCGGAGUCGUCGCGCGCCGACCAGCAAGCGGAGCAGGAGCCCGAGUCGGAGCCGCAGCAGCGGCAGCGCAAGUGGGUGGCCCUCGUCUCCGCUGCCGUCCUCCUCGGCAACGAGGACGAGCGCGCCCAGGAGAUCGCCGUCGGCUCCGACGUGCUGUUCGACCUCCACGACCCGGCGCUGCCCUCCUACCUGGUGCUGCACCCCCGCAUCGCCCCCGACCCCAGGCGCAACGACGGGCCGCUGUCCGCCUACAUCCUCGCCGCCGACCGCUCCGCCUGCAUCCUCGUCCAGGUCGUCGAAGGCAACCAGCCGGACUUCUUCCUCUGCAACACCCACAGACGUACCGUCACCAUCCUCCCCCCGGUGCCUUCCUAUAUCCAGGCCAGGGGCGAUCCCAUCCGCCCCCGUCUCAGCAUCGGCCUCAUCGCCGACCCGCACCACCACGGCCACUACGUGGUCGUCCAGUUCCACCCCGCCACCUCCGUCGACCAACUCAACAGGAUCCUCUUCUACUCCACCGCCCACGGCCGGUGGCUCAUCAGGGGGCUCAACAUGCCACAGGCCCGCCGCAUGCGCAACCCCUUCUCCGAGACCGGCGUGCUCGCCCACGACGGCCGCCUCUGGUGGAUCGCCCUCGCCUAUGGCGUGUUCUUCUGCGACCCCUGCGCGCCCCGAUUCGAGUGUCCCGAGCUGCGCUUCCUCCCGCUCCCGGACGACUGCGAGAUGGAGGGCGACGUCGCCUUCGACCCCCGCAUCAAGACCCUCAUCGACCAGCGCCGCUGCGUCAGGCUCAGCGAGGGCAAGCUUCGCUUCGUCGAGAUCCGCGGCCUCUCCUACGACGAGCUCGUCGACGUACCCGCGGCCGCGGCUAACCCCACCGUCCGGAUGUGGACGCUCGACGACCCGGAGGGCCCCGACCCAUGGACGUUCGAGUACGAGGUGGCCUUCGCCGAAAUCUGGGAGAACAAGACCUACACCGACGCGGGCCUGCUGCCGGACGAGGUGCCCCACGUCGCCCUCGUCGACCCCAACAACCACUUCGUCGUCUACUUCUUCCAGGGCUCGAAGCUCUUCGGCUUCGACAUGCGCGAGAAGAAUGUCGUCGGCUGCAAGGAAUGCCUGAUAGACCGUGAUCAACUCAGGUUCCAAUCCUCCCGCCCCAUCGUCGAUGCCUGGGAGCUACCGCCACCGCCACCCACGCUUCCAGGCGAAGACAGCUCUUCACCAGACGAUAAAGUUUGGUCAAGACAGUCUUAUGCCGAGGAAAUGAAGAGCCAGGUGACCGAAUCUGUUGACUCUUGGCUAACCCAGGCCCGGUUGGAGUGGACGAGGGACACGGACGCAUCAGAGGAGAACUGGAGGGCAUGGAAGAUGGCACCACCAACAUCUGAUGAAUCAUCUGCUAACUCGGGUGGCCAAGCUGAUGAUGAGCCGGAGAUGCAGUUCCCUCUUUCUCUGUAGGUGAGGCAGAGAGCCCAGAGACCGAUUCAUCGUGUCAAUAUGUGGAAGCUUCUUUUCGAUCUUGCGAUUCAGAUACAUAGAGUAGAGCUUGCAGCUUUGUGUCAUGGACAUCUCAUUUGAGUUCAUGAAAGCCAAGGAACAAUCAUACCGGGACCGUUAGUUGUUAUGGGGAUGUGUUUGCAGUUCCAGUACUGGAAUGCCAGUCCUGUGGUAACCUCUUCAUAUUUUUUGUUUGUUUGUUUCGGAAUGGAUUGCCUUUGUCCGUUGGGCUGUGAAAACAUGCAAUGUGUCGCAUGUCGAUCUGUCAAUACAAAUGGAAUUCAGUUUUGGUUCUCCAUGUUCAUUCCUUA